AUGCAUGAGCUGUUGCUAUUCGCCUCGGUCCCCGUUCACCAGCAUCAUGAGCUUCUGCAGCAGUUGGCCGGGUUGACGGCCAUGCAACCCCGCCACUGCCUCGAGCGGCGGCUGAUUUUCAAGGCUUACCGCAAACCUGGCCUGGUCACGGCGCGCACGGGGGCCAGUCAGGAUCUGCAAUCAGGGGACCUGCAGCGGUUGAACAAGAUGCUCAAUGGAGGAAUGUUCUAUACCCAAGUAGUGGGCCCAAUCUCUGAGGGGGACUUUGGCUCGGCCCCGAUCCCGGUCCCGACCCCGGACCCGGAUAUCCAGAUGGCUGGCAUGGAUGAUGCCAAACCGUCUGUGACAGAAAGCCCCCACUCUCAUUAUGAUUAUGAGCGUCAGCCGUGGAAAUUGGAGUUUCGAGAUAUCCCUGAAGCGGGAACUCGCUCCGCAGUGACUACUCGAGUGAUGUCCAGCGCCUUGCUACCUCGAGGGGAUAUCGUGCCGUCGAUGAAUGCAUGGGGCUACAGCUUCGUGACCGAGUAUGUGGUCGAAGGGGAUAUGUUUAUCCACAAUGAUAUCGUGAUCUUCCUGCAUCGCGUGCUGCACUAUCCUACGGCCGAGCACGAGUAUCACGAGCCUCGGCGACAGCUCCCGGUGUUCUCCGAGAUGGCACCACUUGAGAAGAGCGGCAGCUAUGUGCUACAAGCCGCCAUUACGGUCCAGGACGGCAGCAACCAGGAGACGAUGAAGACGGCCUCACAGCAUCUGUUUGGUCUACGGGAGCAAUUGCGGUCGGCCGUCCGGCUAGAGCAGGCGGAUCGCCUGUCUCUCGAUACACGGGCGAAGUAG
This is a messenger RNA of Penicillium alfredii, 834 nucleotides long. RefSeq names its product mediator of RNA polymerase II transcription subunit 18. The coding region runs from base 1 to 834 and encodes 277 amino acids. Lineage: Eukaryota; Fungi; Ascomycota; Eurotiomycetes; Eurotiales; Aspergillaceae. The record is from RefSeq and is a predicted model, not a curated record. The transcript is spliced from 2 exons. Gene Ontology annotation, cellular component: mediator complex; core mediator complex. Gene Ontology annotation, biological process: termination of RNA polymerase II transcription; regulation of transcription by RNA polymerase II. Gene Ontology annotation, molecular function: transcription coregulator activity.